GAAUGAGGCGCAGCAGCAGGCGGGGAUUGCAACAUGGAGUAAGAGGGAGGCCAGAUGGUGGAAGGAGGGGUCUAGGUCAGUGCUUUCUCAUGAGCUGCUGUACCAUCUGCUGUGUUCCUACACUAUCUGCUGUGUACCUGUACCACUUGAGGGUACCUGCACCACCUGAAGGGUACCUGCACCACCUGGGAGUACCUGCUGCUGAACGGAAGACCUCCCUGGGUAAGGACUGGCACUCGUUCUGCCUCAAGUGUGAGAAGUGUAGCAAGACUCUGACUCCAGGUAGCCAUGCUGAACACGAGGGCAAACCUUACUGCACCACACCCUGUUAUGGUGCCCUCUUUGGUCCAGGAGGUUAUGGACGCGGCGGCACCCAGAGCUUCAAGUAUGAAAAGUAGUUAAAAGCAGUUAAAGUAGUUAACAAGAGUUAGAGUAGUUAAAAAGGGGAGUAACAGCAGUUAACGAGGGAAGCAGCAACAGCAGUUAUUCAGAGAACCAGCAGCAACAAAGAAACAAUACCAACAUUCCUAGGAGCACCUGCUGGCGUCUGUGAUGACUUACCCGUUGUUCCUACUGUUGCUGCAACUGCUGUUGCUGUAGUCCCUGUUGAUAUUUUUUGCAGUUGCUACUCCUGCUAUAGCCGUUGUUGUUACUGGUGCUACUGCUGGUCUCCCGUUUUAAGAGGCAUAAAUUCAACUCAAGCGAUGCUUCCUAUAAUUAACGAUAAUGUAAAUCAUAAUUGCUAAGGUUUGCACACCAUUAUUUUACUCGUGUAUUUACUGUCUUUCGAGGACAAACACAUGUUUCAUUGUUGACUUGGUCCCUUGACAAAUACAGUUUUCUUGUAGAGUUAGUCCCCUCCAUCUUUUAAUCCCCUAUUGCUUUGAUAAUAUCUUGGUCCAGUAAGUUAUAAUCCUCUGACUCCACGUCCUUCACUUAACCUAAUAAUUUAUGUUCAGCUUAAACCUGGCACUGGGCACCUCGUAGCUCAUUGGCAGAGCAUUCGGCUCACAACCAAAGAGCCUGGGUUCAUUUCCGGGCGAGGUGAGACAUAUACACAGGUGAUUUUUUUUACUGACUAAUAACAAAGUUACAUUUUUUUUUCGGACGAAAUUCAUUUCCUAGUUUGUAUUCCGUGCACCUAGAUUGUAUUCCGUACAUCUAGCUUUAGUUAACACGUGUGCAAAUGUCACAGUAAAAAUAAAAUAAAAAAAACUUUA
This is a messenger RNA of Cherax quadricarinatus, 1220 nucleotides long. RefSeq names its product cysteine-rich protein 1. Lineage: Eukaryota; Metazoa; Arthropoda; Malacostraca; Decapoda; Parastacidae. The record is from RefSeq and is a predicted model, not a curated record.